Molecule: messenger RNA, 3501 nt
Organism: Mizuhopecten yessoensis (Yesso scallop)
Lineage: Eukaryota; Metazoa; Mollusca; Bivalvia; Pectinida; Pectinidae
Product: RING finger protein 207-like
Exons: 17
Coding region: 116-3412 (1098 amino acids)
Cellular component (GO): perinuclear region of cytoplasm
Molecular function (GO): transmembrane transporter binding; zinc ion binding; Hsp70 protein binding
Source: RefSeq, a predicted model, not a curated record
CGCGAAUAAAAGAUGUCUGCCUCCUGUGACUUGGUACUGAGGCUGUGUUGAUGUCCCCAAAGGCCAGUUUUGUGUAGAUGUUGAUAUCGUCCAGCUCCUAAAAUAAAAAUGGCAUAUGGACAGAUACCAAGCACUGGCAUGGGUAAUUUGUGACUUCCAUCUGGAACUUUCAACAAUAAGAAGGGUGAUGUCUGGUGAGAUAUUUCAGCGUGAACCAGAUCCCAUCCCAGAAAAUCUGGAGGAGGUUGAUGUUAUAGGAAGGAAUCCCCUCAUGUGCUAUUUAUGCAACGGAAAAUAUGAUGACCCCUGCAUAUUGGGGUGUUAUCAUAGUUUCUGCUCAGCAUGUCUAGGAGGAAGAGCCAUGGAUGGGAAAAUGUUGUGUCCCUUGUGCAAGGAAAGUACAGCCCUCAAAGAAGGUGAAAGCUUACCCUCCAAGGACAAGCUACUCCAGUUCCUUGUCAUGUCGUCUAAUGAGGAGAGGGAACAGUGUGCUAACUGUGAUGAGCAGGAGGAAGGACAAAUGUUUUUCUGCAAUACCUGUGCACAGCCUUUGUGUGAACGGUGCCGGGAAGAAACUCAUCGUGCCAAGAUGUUUACCCGCCAUGACAUUGUCGUCUUGUCAAAGCGGACUAAAGAGAUACACCGGGAAUGUUCACUUCACAAUGAGCCAUUUAUCCUGUUUUCUAUAGAAAAGAAAAUGAUGCUGUGUAUAAACUGCUUUAGAGAUAUGAAAAUAGAGAGUCGGUCAUACUGUGUCGACAUGGAAACAGCAUAUCACCAGAGCUGUAAGAAACUUGAUCAGAGAAUGCAGGCUAUCAGAGAUCUGCAAAAUUCUGUACAAGACUCCAUCUUGCUACUACGAGCUCUGCUUGAGGAGAUCACACAAAAUUCUGAAUUGGAAAAAUCAGCCAUCAAGGAACUCUAUGACUCCAUGCUUAAAGAGAUAACGGACAAGAAGGAGACACUGCUGACGGAAGUGGACAGACAGUACCAGGACAAGCAGAAGUUGUUCACGGAGGAGCUGGCUAGUCUGAGUACACUGUUACCUACUCUCCACACACAUCUAGUCACCUCUGCUGCUUUCUCCAGCUCCGCCAACAAGUUUGAGUUCUUAGACUUGGCCUACAUCCUGAUGGAGCGACUGAAGUCAAUUAUUCACCUGCAGUAUCCCCUCCAUCCAUCACAAGGCAGCCAGAUAUAUACUGACUUUAAGUCGCAGAUAGCCAAGUGCCUGGAGCCGCUACUUUUUCCCCAGAGGAUGUCAACUAUACUGUCGGCUUCUGCUGCUGGGUCUCUCUCACUGUCUUCGUCCGGCUCAACAGCUCCACGACUAGAGAAGAAGCUGUCUGUUCCCCAAGUGAGGUCUGGGAAUCUUUCACAGAAUGAAAGGCGACAGGUAGCCCUCAAUAAACUCAAACUUACAGAAGGCAAAGGGGUGUUUGCUGACCACUGCCAGGACUUUGAUAACUCUCAUAAGGGUCUUUCCCAGAUGGUGGAACGCAUGAAGAGCCACCUACAGGAGCUACAAAGGGACCUUACUCUGCGACGAUGCCUCACCAAGCAGACAGUGAUGGAGGAGCUUCAGGCUAAGGUGGAGCAGGUGGAACAGCAACUGGAGGAUCACAAAACCAAGAUGGAGCAGAAACAGCCUGUCCUGGAAAAGUACUGGGAGGAAUGUGUCCAAAGAAUGACUUGUGAACAGGAGGUCUACCAAGCUCAACUGCAGGAUGUGAUGAGAAUUCACCAAGAGACAAGCCACCUCCGGACCAUCCUCAACCAGCUGUCCCGUUUUGUAACCUCUAUCACGGCUCUGACAGAGAGGCUCGCUCCGAAAUUGGCCACUUCUACGAAGGAAAGUAACCAUGACAACCAGAUAGCAGCCAUCUUUGAACAAAUCAAUAUUAUAGAACCUGACUCCCAGCACAGGGUGGAAGCUUUACGUUCAGCAGAGGAAGAGAGAGAAACCAUAUCAGCAAACCGUACUAACCCCAUGGAUGAGGAGCUUAUCAAAACAAAGGGACUUUUAAAAGCUCCCUCUGCACGGAGAGAUGGGAACCAGCGUAGAGACCUCACCAAAAGAGAAUCAAAGGACGCGAAAGGAGAGUCUACUGAGAAGAAUCCAGCUCCGUCUCUUAGCAAAGACUCAACUUUAAUUGAAUAUCUUACAGAAUUGGAGACAGGUGCUAAAGUUUCCUUGGGAGAUGUGUCAAAAGUAGUUGCAAUAAAUUCAGUGGUAACUGGCCCUCCAUGUGAAGAUUCUGUCUCUGCUGAAAUACCGGUAAAUGUUCUAAAAGAAGUUAGUGUGGAGGUAGCACCCAAAUCGGAGGUUAAGGGGGAAUUUGAUUUUUCUAAAGUUCUUGAUGAAAUUUGUAAUCCAGACAAGGAGACAGUGUCAAACACAGAGUCCAAGGAAGAUGUUGAGGAGUCUGCCAGUUGUGUGGAUACUUCAUUGGAGGUUGUUCUGCCUCUGGAGCCAGGGACACCAGCGACUGAAUCUAACUCUCCUCAUUUAAAGCCUUACUCUAAGGAGGACACAAUUCCGUUGGCAGGAAAUGAUGGCACUAAUGGUAGACCACUGUCGCCAAAAAUUAAUUUAUUGACUGAUGACGAACCAGCUGUAAAUAUUUCUGGGGACAAAUUAGGUUUAAAACCAAGUUCUUCUUCUAAAGAGGUAUUCUGUGAUACAUUAUCCAUAACAUUUCUACCUGAAGGGCAUCACUCUCCAGGAGGUCAAAGCUUCACGUCUCCAACCCCAUCUGAUUCUUCUAUCAGUGGGAUUGGAUCACCGAAUUCAGAUACUCAGUUGUGCCUGCCACUAUCCACAGGUUUAGAUUCUCAACUUUGUGGGCCUGGAUCCCCAGUGUCAGAUACUCAGAUGUGCGGGGCAGGAUCCCCAGGGGACAUGUCUGAGGUCGAAGGUCAAGAGGAUGAUAUGACUGGAGGCGAGACGCUCAGAGCAAGGAUUGAAAGACUUAAAGGUUCGAUAGACAAUGGUACAUCUGUAUCUCAAUUGUCAAAGUCACCACAGGACAGUGUAGUGCAAGGGCCACUGGCACCGCAGGACAAUGUGUCACAAAGGUCAAGGUCACCUAGGAACAAAUGUUCCGUAUCAAACGGUGUGUCACCAGUGGUAGAUGUUGGUAAAGUUUGUGUUUCCUCAUGUGUAAGUAAUGGGGAUGUGUUGCAGAAAGGAGAUUCUGUUUCUCGAUCAGUAGAUGUCACCAAACAAACAGGGCCUUGUGAACCAGAUUUGAAGUCUUUGACGCAAGGCAGGACUGUUAGUCAGGCAAGUGGCCGCCGUCGCCGAAGGGUCAAAGCUGAUCAGGUGGGCAAUCCAGUCAGAACCAGAGAUGUAAAUCUAGGGUCAGAGCAUAAUGAACAGGCCUCAGAGGUCAAAUGUCAGAAGAAGUAAAAAUGCUGAAAUAUGAAGUUUUCCUUCUUUGUGUAAUGCAGAGUUAUCUUCUCCUGAGAACAGGUAUUGAUUGUUACGUCAUUGGUUUG